AUGAAAGGUAAGAUGCAAAUUCUUCUCUCCACGCUUCUAGUUGUGACUUUGUGUGCCACUACUUUAGUGAAGCCGGGGCUUGCUCAACUCCCUACCAUUCCUGGCUCCCCAAUUGAUCUCGCAAAAUGCUGGUCAUCGCUCCUUAAGAUUCAAGGUUGCGAAAUCGAAAUCUUAAAAUCUGCAUUAACCGGUAAGUUUGAAAAAGUUGGACCAACAUGCUGUAAGGCGUUUGUGGAAAUCGAUGCAAAGUGUUGGCCAAAAAUGUUUCCAUUGAAUCCAUUCUUCCCUCCUCUUCUUAAAGCUGGUUGCUCUCGCAUCAACGCAGCUGCUCCCGCACUUGCAACAUCUAAACUCUCUAUUGUUCCUGGAUUUUCUCUUCCUGGUUCUCCGAUUGAUAUCACAAAAUGUUGGUCAUCAAUCUCUAGUGUCGAAGGCUGUGUGGCUGAGAUAUUCAAAUCAGUAUUCACAAGAAAGUUUGGUAAUGUCGGACCUAUGUGUUGCAAAGCGUUUUCGGACGUAGAUUCCAAGUGUUGGCCACACAUGUUUCCCUUACAUCCGUUCUUCCCUCCUCUUCUCAAAGAUACUUGUUCUCGCAUCAAAGCAGCUGCUCCUACGCACAAGUACUGA
Capsella rubella is the source of this 627-nucleotide messenger RNA. Its product is annotated as egg cell-secreted protein 1.4. The record is from RefSeq and is a predicted model, not a curated record. NCBI's taxonomy places the organism in Eukaryota, Viridiplantae, Streptophyta, Magnoliopsida, Brassicales, Brassicaceae. The coding region runs from base 1 to 627 and encodes 208 amino acids. Gene Ontology annotation, cellular component: vesicle; extracellular region. The transcript has a single exon. Gene Ontology annotation, biological process: regulation of double fertilization forming a zygote and endosperm; double fertilization forming a zygote and endosperm; regulation of protein localization to cell surface.